GCCCAGAGCGCUGAUUGGCUGCGCGGGCGGAGCCGGGAAGGGCGGGCCCUGCAGGCCGGUCUCCGUGGCCGCGGCCGUUGCCCCGCUUCUCCCGGGGGCUGGCUCCGCAGGUCGGUGCAGGAGGCGGCCGCGGUCCGCAGGGAGGAUGAGCGGCGCCCGCGCCAGACCCAGCCUGCAGGCGCAGCCGGCCGUGAAGAGCGUGCUGGUGUACCGCAACGGGGACCCGUUCUUCGCCGGGCGCCGCGUGGUGCUCCGUGAGAAGGGCUGCAGCUUCGACGCCCUGCUGCGGGAGGCGACGCGCGGCGUCCGGGCGCCCUUCGGGGCCGUGCGGAACCUCUACACCCCGCGGGCCGGGCACCGCGUCCGGAGGCUGGAGCAGGUCCAGAGCGGGGCCAGCUACGUGGCCGGGGGCCGGGAGGCCUUCAAGAAGCUCAGUUACUUGGACAUAGGAGAAAUCAAGAAAAGACCAAUGGAAGUCAAUACAGAGGUAAAGCCAGUAACCCACAGCAGGAUCAACGUAUCUGCUCGGUUUAGGAAACCACUUCAGGAGCCCUGCACCAUCUUCUUGAUUGCAAAUGGAGACCUCAUAAGCCCAGCUUCUCGCCUCCUUAUCCCCAGAAAAGCUCUGAAUCAGUGGGAUAAUAUACUACAAAUGGUCACAGAAAAAAUAACUCUGAGGAGUGGGGCUGUCCACAGACUUUACACUUUAGAAGGAAAACCGGUUGAGAGUGGGGCAGAGUUGGAGAAUGGGCAGUUUUAUGUGGCUGUCGGCAGAGAUCAGUUUAAGAAAUUGCCUUACAGUGAAUUACUUUUUGACAAGUCAGCAGUGAGGUCUUAUGGUCAGAAAGCUGCUUCACUGCCUCCUGUGGUGGGACCCAGAAAGUCUAAAGGGAGUGGAAACGAUCGUCAGUCUAAAUCUACAGUUGGAUCCAGCGACAACCCGUCUCCUCAGCCCCCAAAGAGGAAAGAGAAAAAAGAUGUGAAUUCGGGAAAACUCGCAAAAGGGAAACAAAAUUUAAAGUCAAAGAGUUCACCGCAGGCGGUCCCAGACGGCGAUGAAGGCAUUUUCAAAGCCGGAACAGAGAGAUCUGAAACGCGGGGGGCAGCAGAAGUCCAAGAAGAUGAGGAUACUCAAGUUGAGGUUCCAGUCGAUCAGAGGCCAGCAGAAAUGGUAGAUGAGGAAGAAGACGGGCAGAAGGAGAACAAGGAUGCAGAACAGAAAGAAGGCUUUUCAGGAACAAGUGGUGGAGUUGAAGAGGAAGGAAGCGGGGAGGUUAAGGAUGACUCCAAGCAAGCCCCGGAGACGCCGGGUCCCCAGGCAGCACAGGCCGGUCCCGCCCGGGUCAGCAGAGGCACGGAUGAGGAGAACGGCGAGGAGCUGGAGCAGGUCACCAGUGAGCCUCAGGAGGCGGCAGGCGGGGAUGCGGAGGCACGAGCAGCCGGCAGCGAGCAAGAUGAGGCUGACUUAGAUCCUCAAAGACCACCAAGACCAGAAGUAAAAAUCACUAGUCCACAAGAAAAUGAAAACAACGAACCAAACAAGGACUAUGCUGCUGUAGCAUAGAUGAUUUUUAAGAAGAAUGUAAGAAAAAUGAAGGUUUACAAUAUUUGAAUAAUAAGUAUAUAGUUGUUGCUAAACAUAAUAUGGCAAUAUGGUUGAAUACUACCUACUGAAUUUUAAAGUAAGAGGGAAUAGCUACUAAACGAGAGUGACUCCUUUUUAGGGGAUGUGUUUUUUAAAGACAUUUAGAAAAACAAGAGGGAUGGAAGGAGAUUUGCAUUGGAAGUCAGCCAGCCACUUGUCUUUGUGAUUCCAUCACACUCCAUUGUAUACUUUCUUUUAAAUGCCAGCUUAUUUUAAAGCACUUAGCUAAGAAGGCAAAGAAAAUUAAAGUAACAACAGUAGGAAAGCUUGUACUAUUUUUUAAAACAAUAAACUCUUGAAUAAACAAAUUGCAGUUUAGUUUCAGAGGUAAUUUGGAGAUGGCAGGAGAUUGGAAUGUCACCGUGACUUGCUGAGAUAUCUUUUCUCUCUUCCUCUUUAGCCAGCAUCCACCGUAAUGAAUUAAAAAAUCAGUGCAAGGUAUUCAUUUUGGAAGGAAGUGGAUUGGUGAUUGGUAUUGUCCUGCCACCCCUCAGGCACCUCCAGCUUUAAGCCUGUCGUGGCUUCCUGGAUACUCAGAAGGGACUCCAGGAGGGGGGCACCUGUCAUGCACGGGGCCUGGCCGGCUGGAACGUAGGUUCCAGUGACCCAUAGUCCUCCCUGAGCUAGUCACCCUUUAACAACAGAGUCCUCCUCUUCUCCUUCAGGUCACUAUAUUAGCUCAUAAACUCGAUGUUGGCUAUUCCAAAGACUGAAUUCUUAUCAGUUUUUUACAAAAAAGCAAGACACUGCAAGAGCAAAUGGCCAUAUGAGGCUUUGCCACUGCUCAGUGCACUUGGGCUUUACCUCGUUUCUGUUGGGGUUGCCUGGUCAUAUUUUUCCCUGUAGGGAUAACAGCAAAUAUUUAUUUUCAUGGCCAGUUUUAUUUAGACUCAAGCAGAUUCAUAAUUAGAAGCUAUGUGAUAGAAAUUACUGAAAAAGUUUUAAAAUUGUCAUAAUAAAAUCAGUUCCUGAUUACAAUUUUGUGGGCUAAUUAACUCACAAUUAUCUUGUUAGAUAUGUAUGAGGAUAAUUGUAUUUUUUGAAUUCUUAAGGAAUGAUGCAGUUCUUCCUUAAACUUAGAAAUAAUUCAUUUUUCUCAUUAAAGAAUAUUUUUGUGAAUUAAGUACAAGUUAUAAAUUGGAAAUUUUAACUUUUAGUGCUUUUAUAGAAUUCAUUAUUAAUCAUGAGUUUAAAAGACGUUUCUUCCCCUUCAGAUUUCAUAAACAACCAUUUGGAAUCAAAGUAGUUGUAUAAAGCACUUAAUAAUAAUAGAGAAAACAACUGUAUUUCUCCUAGUAGCUAUUUGAAUGUUUCCCACAAAUAGGAAGUAUAAGCAGAGACUUAUGUGACAGUAUUGGAAGAGAUAAUGACACAAGGGCAUGUUAGCCUGGGAGGAUAAAUUCCAGCAUAAAGUCUAGACUGUCCUUCCUGUUAGUAGGACUACAGGCAACAGUCUUGUGUUGCUAGGGAAACAGACUGCCUGGUUUUUUAAUGUUAAAUUUCCACACUCUUACUGGGCCCCAGGCUAAUGAUUUUAAAUAGUUCAUAAAAAUAAGGGAUUAAUUAGGCAUGAGGUGGCUCUUUGUGUUUUCUUUCUUUGAUGAGGAGUUUCUCUCUUAUUUCUUUAAAAAGAUAAUUCUCUUUUUUCUCCUGUUCUGUUCUUCAUUAUAGUAUAAAGUUUGUGUUGGGAACUUUUUAAGAGGCAUCUUAAUGAAGCACAAUGUUAUUUUACAUGAAAAACAAAGUUUGGUACUUUAGAAAAA
Manis pentadactyla (Chinese pangolin) is the source of this 3408-nucleotide messenger RNA. RefSeq names its product doublecortin domain containing 2 (gene DCDC2). Lineage: Eukaryota; Metazoa; Chordata; Mammalia; Pholidota; Manidae. Gene Ontology annotation, cellular component: axoneme; microtubule; kinocilium. The record is from RefSeq and is a predicted model, not a curated record. The transcript is spliced from 10 exons. Gene Ontology annotation, biological process: regulation of cilium assembly; neuron migration; intracellular signal transduction. Bases 146 to 1564 code for a protein of 472 amino acids.